CAUGCAUGCUUCCUCUCCCUCGCGUAUCUUUGUUUUGUUCUGAUCUGUCCUUUGUCCUUGUUUACAUAUUCCCUCUGUUGUUUCAGUGUCCCCUUGUACCCUCCGGCGUCUUUGCCUAUAGGUCCUCCCGGUACACUCCUUCGUCCUCUCCCUCCUACCUCCUACCCCCCUAUGAUACCUCUACUCCUCUCCCUGCCUUGUUCCAAAUGUCCUCUUAUAUUAGUCGAUGACCCACUGAACUCUCUUUCCCUUUCUAAUCACUCCUAUUCCCACGCAUGCCCGGGAACAUAUGCAAACACACAUGCAUACACUCACAGUGGACAGCCACACUCACACAGACACGGUUAGAGAAAAAACAUAAAACAGGAAGGAUUUUUUUUUUGCAAUGGGCAACUCUGUAAAGUCGCUUAAGAUUUUCACCAAGAAGGACCAAAAGAAGAACUACAAAGCAGUGCAGUCCUCUGAGGAGGGGGGAUCUGGGGGGGCCUACCUUGAGCCACUAGUGGCCAUGGCCCAGAACGGAGCCACUAUGCACAACGUACUGGGGCCUGCGUGCAUCUUUCUACGCAAGGGCUUCGCUGAGAGCCGGCAGGCUGACCGAGAGUUGAGGCCAGAAGAAAUGGAUGAGUUGCGUGAGGCGUUCACGGAGUUCGACAAAGACAAAGAUGGGUUUAUCGGCUGUAAAGAUUUGGGCAACUGCAUGAGAACGAUGGGCUACAUGCCAACAGAGAUGGAGCUAAUAGAGCUGAGCCAGCAGAUCAACAUGAAUUUGGGAGGACAUGUUGACUUUGAGGACUUUGUUGAACUCAUGGGGCCCAAACUUCUGGCUGAAACGGCGGACAUGAUCGGGGUGAAGGAGCUGAGGGAUGCGUUCAAGGAGUUUGACACUAACGGUGACGGCCAGAUCAGCACAGCAGAACUCCGAGAGGCGAUGAAAAAGCUUUUAGGACAGCAGGUCGGACACAGAGACCUGGAGGACAUCUUACGAGACAUCGACCUCAACGGAGACGGGCAUGUAGACUUUGAAGAGUUUGUGCGGAUGAUGUCUCGAUGAGUUCAUGGCGGAGUCGACAUGUGAAACACAACAUGGGUUCUCUGUUGGUGUGGGAGGAAGAGGAGAGAGUCCAGUACCGAGUGUCGAUGGAUCUGGAUCUUCUGAACUGUCAAAAAACAAGAACACAAACAUAUCAACCCAGCCCUGAAACUGCCAUGCUGGAGCACAAAGGCUGAGGACUGCAGCCGAGAGCAACACUGUUGAUGACACGCUGCUGAUGUUCCUAAGAACACAAAACCAACAGCUGGAUUUCUGACUUUUACAAAGUAUGUUUUAAAAAAAGCAUAUUUUCCUUUCGUAAUAACAUUGUUAAUGUUGAUGUGGUGGUUGACUCAAUGGGUUAAGGGAAUUGGGAUGUUUGAGAAACACUAUGUUGAUAACUGUAGCAAAUAAAAAUGUAAAGUUUUCAACUAGCAGCGAAACCAAUAUAGCACAGUCCUCUCUUAAGCUGAGGACAUCUUAAGCACACAAAUGAUAUAUAGCAACAUGUAAUAUUUAAUGUGAUCCUGUCAAAGCUGUGUUUGUGUUUUGUGCAUACUGUUGUUUCUAUCCUAACACUGUAGGUUUAUGAUGUGUCCUGUAAGACUGCAUUGGUUAAAGCAAGCCAAUAGUUGUUCUGUAAUUAUGUGUAAUGUAGCACUGAUGCAGUUCUUCAUACUUUAAUAACAUUAUGCCCAUCAUACUGUGAGAUAUACGUCAUGUAAAAAUCCUGAUGGGAAUUUGCUCUAGUUAGUGAGUUGCUAGUCUUGAAUGCGAUAGGCCUUUUGAAUUCCAUAUAUGUUUUAUUAAUUCUGACUAUUACUCAGAGUUACACAGAGUGUGACAGAUCAUCUACUCACAAGCCUCGGUGAUAAACAUGAAAGAGCGUUAAUUCUAGACAUGAAAGAGAGAUUAUGUUAGUGCUUUCAUUUGUAUCAGAGAGCUUUAAUAAAUGUACUUGUUCUGAGUCUUCAGAACAGUCCUGAAGUGAUUUUCACUUUGGUACAACUUUUACACUUUUAAUUUCAAUACCUCAAAAUGAAUUGAACAAUCAACAUAUUGCAUAAACCGCCCCGAACAUAUCCUCUUUUACCUUCAUUAUCUAUAUUUAUAAAGGGGCAGCAUUUGCUAAUUUAUGAAAAAAGCCAAAGAAAGUUUACAAAAAUAUAAUUUAAGUCUCAUUCAGUGUAGUAAGUGUAUGCAGUGUAUUUUAGAAACAUGAUCCAAUAGAUUUUAUUUUCAAAACGGCUGCUUGAAAUGUCGUUUCUGGUUCAUGGGGCAGCUAAAUUAUCGGUUCACUGUUCUUAAAUGGACAUGGGUUUAUGCAUGCUAUAAACUUAUCUUACUUUGUGACUUUACUCGUCUUAAGUGUUUGAAACUAUGCAUGCAAGAAACAACUGACAUUUGUAGCAGAAUACAUACAAAUAAAGUUUUUUAUUGGAACUUGA
This is a messenger RNA of Pseudoliparis swirei, 2481 nucleotides long. It is a transcript of the gene cabp1b, whose product is annotated as calcium binding protein 1b. Lineage: Eukaryota; Metazoa; Chordata; Actinopteri; Perciformes; Liparidae. Gene Ontology annotation, molecular function: calcium ion binding. The record is from RefSeq and is a predicted model, not a curated record. The coding region runs from base 386 to 1054 and encodes 222 amino acids. The transcript is spliced from 8 exons.